AUGUCGCUUCUCUCGGCACAUUUUGAGCAGAUUGCUAUCUCGUGUCAAGGAAUCGAUAGUCUCCCUUUCCCGCCGCCCAAGAUAUUCACCAAUGCCCUUCUAGCCAACCAUGACAUCACAUCCCUAAUUCGCGACACGGAAGCGCACGAACGAGCACUCUUCUCUGUUCCACCCCCGCCGCCGCCAUCCACAUCCCAGAACCCGGAUCCUCCGAAACAAUCCGGGCGUCGGCAGACUGUUUUCAAUGUAGCAUCCGGUGAAGUCACGACAUCUGGUAGCAGCACAGGUCGAAAUGUAGGCGCCCCGCGACGCCACACAGCCGUAGCAGCUGUAUUAGGCGGUGACCUACACGAGCAGAUUCGCCGGAGCGAGCGACGUAGCGGAAGGGAGGACGUCGAUGUCGAAAUUCUACUCAGGGGAGCGGAGAAGUUAUGCGGCGUUUACCCUUUACCGGGUGCUCUGGAACGGAUAGCAGCGCAACGAUCAAAAUACGCACAUAGUCGUAGCACGCUGGCAUAUUAUGAGGCGAAAGUAGCUGAACAGGCCGAGGCUCUAGGGAGGAUGAAUAAGGAGCAUUGGAUGGAGGAAGAGGAAGAUGAAGAUGAAGAGGCCGCCACGAUGGAGAAAGAAGAGAUCUUAACGGAGGACGACCUGAAAAGGGAAGAAGAGCAAAUUCAGGAAUUAGAGCGAAGAAAGAGAGAAUUACAGGGGAGGUUGAAGACGAUAGAGGAAGACCUCGGCGGGUUACUGAACCUGUAA
This is a messenger RNA of Daldinia vernicosa, 759 nucleotides long. RefSeq names its product DASH complex, subunit Spc34. Gene Ontology annotation, biological process: attachment of spindle microtubules to kinetochore. NCBI's taxonomy places the organism in Eukaryota, Fungi, Ascomycota, Sordariomycetes, Xylariales, Hypoxylaceae. The transcript is spliced from 2 exons. The record is from RefSeq and is a predicted model, not a curated record. Gene Ontology annotation, cellular component: DASH complex; spindle microtubule. The coding region runs from base 1 to 759 and encodes 252 amino acids.